UUUUUUUUUUGUCUAUUUCUAUUUUCUUUGUAUUUGGUCCAGUCUUCGGUGUUAUUUUUUUCCUUUUCAUUCACACCACUUCUUCUUCUUCUUCAACCAUCUCUCUUUCUCAGUUUCAAUUCCAAUUCUCUUCGAUCUCUUCAAGUUUCGAUUUGAUCAAUCAGAACUCGAAAAACACACUCUUUCCUUUUCCCUUUCCCUCUUCAGUUCAGUCAUAUUUGGUAGCUUUUGAUACAAGGAUUAGGGAUUAUGCUGCUGGUGAGUUUUGUGGAAUAAGAAGAUAUAAAGUUCUUUUGUUUACAAGACUGAAAAGAUGUUGGAAGGUGGUGCUAAAUUCCCUGGAUUAAUAGAUCUCAACAAGCAUACAACUGACAACUAUUAUGAUUUCUCUCAAGGCUUUUACCAUAAGCUUGGGGAGGGUACUAAUAUGUCGAUUGACAGCAUGCAAACAAGUAAUGGUGGGGGAUCUGUUGCGAUGUCCAUAGAUAAUAGUAGUGUUGGGUCUAAUGAUUCCCAUACUCGCAUAUUGAACCACCAAGGGUUGCGGCGGCGUGCAAAUGAUAACUACUCUGUUCAAAACAGUGUAAAUCGUCGAGGAAGAGUCACACAUGCACUGAGUGAUGAUGCUUUGGCUCAAGCUCUAAUGGAUAGCAAUUCUCCAACUGAGGGACUUGAAAAUUUUGAUGAGUGGACAAUUGAUUUAAGGAAGCUUAAUAUGGGCGAGGCCUUUGCUCAAGGAGCUUUUGGGAAACUCUACAGGGGUACUUACAAUGGUGAAGAUGUUGCUAUCAAAAUCUUGGAAAGGCCUGAAAAUGAUUUAUCAAAGGCUCAGUUGAUGGAACAACAGUUUCAGCAGGAGGUUAUGAUGCUGGCUACACUAAAGCAUCCUAAUAUAGUUCGUUUCAUUGGUGCAUGCAGAAAACCGAUGGUAUGGUGCAUCGUAACGGAAUAUGCUAAAGGGGGUUCUGUUAGACAGUCUUUAAUGAAACGUCAGAAUCGAUCAGUUCCCCUAAAAUUGGCCGUCAAACAGGCUUUGGAUGUUGCUAGAGGAAUGGCAUAUGUUCAUGGACUUGGGUUGAUCCACAGGGAUUUGAAGUCUGAUAAUCUUUUGAUUUUUGGGGAUAAAUCAAUUAAAAUUGCUGACUUCGGUGUUGCUCGGAUUGAGGUGCAAACGGAAGGAAUGACACCUGAGACUGGAACAUACCGUUGGAUGGCUCCGGAGAUGAUCCAGCAUAGGCCUUACACACAAAGAGUGGAUGUGUAUAGCUUUGGGAUUGUUCUUUGGGAGCUUAUCACUGGAAUGCUUCCAUUUCAGAACAUGACAGCAGUACAGGCAGCAUUUGCAGUUGUAAACAAAAAUGUUCGCCCGAUUAUACCCAAUGAUUGCUUACCUGUUCUCCGUGAAAUCAUGACCAGAUGCUGGGACCCCAACCCUGAUGUCCGGCCACCAUUUGCAGAAAUUGUAGGAAUGCUUGAGAAUGCAGAGACCGAGAUCAUGACAACUGUUCGGAAGGCUCGAUUCAGGUGUUGCAUGACACAACCAAUGACUGCUGACUGAUCCUGAUAAAAAAAAAAAAAGAAAGAAGAAAAACAGAUGAAAGAGUCAUAAGACUGAUGAUGUUUUGGAGGGAACAUGAGACUGAGGUAGUAAAGGGUUGACUAUAUUAUAGAUUUGUGUAUCAUGUGUGUUUAAUUUCUUUCUUCAGAAGGAGAAAAAUUGAAAAUCUUAACUGGAACCUUUUGUUUUAUUGGCUUUCUAUUUAUUUUCUGUUUUGAAUUAGUAAGAGGAGAUUUGUGUAUGUAAUACAUGCAUGCACUACAGUUAUGUAUAGCUUUGAAAGCAAAAAUGGUUGAAAAUCUUGUGUUC
Arachis stenosperma is the source of this 1867-nucleotide messenger RNA. RefSeq names its product serine/threonine-protein kinase STY13-like. Gene Ontology annotation, molecular function: protein kinase activity; ATP binding. The record is from RefSeq and is a predicted model, not a curated record. The transcript has 4 exons. The coding region runs from base 314 to 1558 and encodes 414 amino acids. Gene Ontology annotation, biological process: protein phosphorylation. NCBI's taxonomy places the organism in Eukaryota, Viridiplantae, Streptophyta, Magnoliopsida, Fabales, Fabaceae.